Eurytemora carolleeae is the source of this 1629-nucleotide messenger RNA. Its product is annotated as inversin. The record is from RefSeq and is a predicted model, not a curated record. Lineage: Eukaryota; Metazoa; Arthropoda; Copepoda; Calanoida; Temoridae. The coding region runs from base 56 to 1105 and encodes 349 amino acids. Gene Ontology annotation, molecular function: protein binding. The transcript is spliced from 18 exons.
CUGAGGCUAACGUAAUACAAAUAUGAUGACAGUGGUUUAUGGCCAUUAAUCAAGGAUGGGGCAGUCCCUGAGCGGACAGCAGUCCUGUUUCUUCCCUGAUGAUGAUGAAACUAAGGCUCCACCCCUUUUCUCCUGCUUGACAUGGGAGAGGGAGGAGGUUAGGGCGGAGCAGCAUGGAUAUCUUCUACCUCACUUCAGAGGAGGGGGUGGAGCAUCGUGGACACUCCCUUCUAGAUGCCACGCCUUUGCACAGACUGAGGAGGAAGCAGAUAGCGGGGCUCUGCUUGUUGCAGCAUUCAAUGGAAGAAUUGAUAAGGUUAUUCACCUGUUAUCAAAACCAGGAACUAAUCCUAAUGUAUCCUAUAGUAAUGGAAAUACUCCGCUUAUCAUGGCAGUUCAAGAAAAUCACACGCAUAUAGUUAAACUAUUACUGGAGAGGCCUGAUAUCAAGGUAAACCAGAGAGGACAGGAUGGUCACACAGCUCUGAUCAGAGCCUGCUACGAGAGAUCUGAUAUAGUUGAUAUGUUGCUAAGAAGACCAAGUAUAGAUGUUAAUCUUGCCACUUACUAUGGUACAACUGCACUUACUUACGCAAUUAGGAAUGGAAAUAUUGGUGCAGUUCUGGCACUUAUAAACCAUCCCGGAAUAGAUAUUAACCAUCAGAGCAAGCAUGGUGAGAAUGCAUUGUUUGAAGCUGUCAGUUAUAAGAGAAAAGAUAUUGUAGAACUUCUUAUUCACCAUGGAAACUGUAAUGUUGAUAUAGUUGAUCUUCAUGAUAGGACUCCGUUCCUUAUAGCCUGCCAAUAUGGAUUCCAGGAUAUUGCAUUGUAUUUGAUAGAGGUGGGAUGUGAUACUACAUGUCAGGAUGAUUGUGGUAGAAACGGACUUUAUCACGCUCUAAAAAGGAAUAGGGAUGCCAUAGUUCACGCUAUACUAGACCGAAAAGUACCUUAUACUCUUAGAGCACAGUGUCGAACUGUUAUCAGAGCGUAUGCUAGAUCAAUGGUUGGACCAGGGAACAGUGUACAAAGAGUUAUAAGGAGAAUACCAAGAACUGAACUUCCUUAUUCACUCAUUAGCUACCUUGCCUUCGAAACUACAUAAAGGGAUUGUUAUCUAAAAUGUGGGUGACCUUAACUACAUAAUUAGGGUUUGUUACAAAAAAUCACUCUAAAUUACGAUAUAAAAAAUAGCUUAUUUCAUAGCCAAAGUGCGAUAGCUGCCAAAUAGGCGACACAAAACGCUUAUUUGGAAGUCAUUAAACUUUUUGCCGUAGAAUAAUCGAUUUCUGGUUUAAUAUAAGUGAUUUUUUGUCGCCUACAUGGCGGACAAUCAACAUCCAACUUUGCUGUCAAAUAAGCGAUUUUUGGUUUAAUAUAAGCGAUUUUUUAGUUUUAGGAAACUCUCAAAUUCGAUAAAAUUAUAUUUAAUGGAAUGUUAACUUGUACGUAAUAAUAAUGGCAACCAAUUUUUUCAUGAGAAUAUUUGCAAUUUAAAGAAAUAACAAACAACAACCAUAUAAAUUCUUAUUAUUUUUAACCAUCCUCAUCUUUUAUAGAUCUGAGUACAAAUUAAACCUUCGCAUUUCUGUUACAUAAUCUUAUAUCUAAUUAUUUAUAUUUCACGAA